AUGUCUUCUCCCUCCCCCUCUCUCCGCAAGAGAGUUGGGAAGACGGAGGCCACUCCGGUCCCCGAGACCUCGCCGGGCAAAAGGGGGGCGAGCCCUCCGCGCAAGUCAGAAUGGGAUUAUCGGCUGGCCAUAACCAUUAUGACCGUCUUGGCGUUCCUCACUCGUUUCUAUCGGAUUUCGUACCCUGACCAGGUGGUUUUUGACGAGGUGCACUUUGGAAAGUUUGCCUCCUAUUACCUGCAGCGCACGUACUUCUUCGAUGUCCACCCUCCGUUCGGAAAGCUCCUCUUUGCCCUGAUGGGUUGGAUGGUGGGCUAUGACGGCCACUUCCUGUUUGACAACAUCGGCGAUUCGUACAUCGACAACAAGGUCCCCUAUGUCGCGCUCCGCGCCAUGCCCGCGACGCUGGGCGCCCUCACCAUUCCGGUGGUCUUCCUGAUCAUGUGGGAGUCGGGUUACUCGCUGCCCGCCUGCGUGCUGGCCUCGGGACUCAUGCUGUUUGACAAUGCGCACAUCGGAGAGGAUCGGUUGAUCCUCCUCGACGCCUCCUUGGUCCUCACCAUGGCCCUGAGCAUCCUCUGCUACAUUCGAUUCUACAAGCUGCGCCACCAGCCCUUUGGGCGCAAGUGGUGGAAGUGGUUGCUGCUGACGGGCGUGUCGAUGAGCUGUGUCAUCUCGACCAAAUACGUCGGUGUCUUUACCUUCGUCACCAUCGGCGCCGCGGUCUGUGUCGACCUGUGGAAUCUGCUGGACAUCCGACGCGCGUCGGGGGCCCUGACGAUGGUCGGCUGGACCAAGCACUUUGUCGCCCGCGGCUUCGCCCUCAUCGUUGUGCCUUUCCUCUUCUACCUCUUCUGGUUCCAGGUGCAUUUCGCCAUUCUCACGCGCUCCGGCCCCGGUGACGACUUCAUGACGCCCGAAUUCCAGGAGACCCUCAGCGAUAACGCCAUGUCCGCCCAGUCCGUUGGGAUCCAGUACAACGACGUGAUCACGAUGCGCCACAAGGACACCAAGGUUCUCCUGCACAGCCACUUCGACAAGUAUCCGUUGCGCUACGACGACGGCCGCAUCUCGAGUCAGGGCCAGCAGGUCACCGGGUACCCCUUCAACGACACCAACAACCACUGGCAGAUCCUUCCCACGGUCCCGCUGCCCCACGAAGAGACCGAGGGACACAAGGUGCGCAAUGGCGACGUGGUCCAGCUGCGUCACCUGGGCACCAAUUCCUACCUCUUGACCCACGAUGUCGCCUCGCCCUCUCAGCCGACCAACCAGGAGUUCACCACCGUGCCCCCGGAGCUGGCCGAGGGCGACCGCCACAACGACACCCUAUUCGAGAUCAAGAUCGAGCAUGCAAAGAACAGGCAGGAGUUCCGGUCGCUGUCGAGCCACUUCAAACUGAUCCAUGUGCCCACCCGGGUCGCCAUGUGGACCCACACCACGCCGUUGCCCGAAUGGGGCUUCAAGCAGGCCGAGGUCAACGGCAACAAGAACCUCCUCCAGAACAGUAACCUGUGGGUGGUGGACUCGGUCGAAGGGGUGCCCGCGGAUAGCCCGCGUCUGGUGAAGGAGGAGCGCAAGGUCAAGCACCUCCCGUUCCUGCGGAAGUACCUGGAGCUCCAGCGGGCCAUGUUCCACCACAACAACGCCCUGACCAGCAGCCACCCGUACGCCAGCGAGCCCUUCCAGUGGCCCUUCCUGCUGCGCGGCGUCAGCUUCUGGACCAAGAACGACACCCGCGAGCAGAUCUACUUCCUGGGCAACCCGGUCGGGUGGUGGAUCGCGAGCAGCCUGCUGGCGGUCUUUGCCGGCGUCAUCGGCGCCGACCAGUUGUCUCUGCGCCGCGGCGUGGAUGCCGUUGAAGAUAUUUGGGGACCGGGUGCCCGUUCGCGUCUGUACAACAGCACCGGCUUCUUGUUCCUCUGCUGGGCCGCGCAUUACUUCCCCUUCUGGCUGAUGGGCCGUCAGCGUUUCCUGCACCACUACCUCCCCGCACACCUGGCAUCUUGUCUGGUGACGGGCGCGCUGGUGGAAUUCAUCUUUAACAUCCAGCCGAUCGCGGUGGAGGCGCCCAGCUCUGACGAGGAUCCCACGGGCAAGGCUAAGGCGCAUCGUCGCGUGGGGCAUUUCGUCACGGCCAAGGAGCGCAUGAGCGGCAAGUCCCUUGCGGCGGGCUGGUUGGCGACGCUGGUCAUCCUGGGAGCGACCUUCUGGGGAUUCUGUUUCUUCGCGCCGCUGACCUACGGCACCCCCGGGUUGGAUGUGCAGGGCGUCAAUGCCCGCAGGUGGCUUGGCUACGACCUGCACUUUGCCAAAUAA
Molecule: messenger RNA, 2319 nt
Organism: Aspergillus campestris IBT 28561
Lineage: Eukaryota; Fungi; Ascomycota; Eurotiomycetes; Eurotiales; Aspergillaceae
Gene: pmt4
Product: dolichyl-phosphate-mannose-protein mannosyltransferase
Exons: 3
Coding region: 1-2319 (772 amino acids)
Biological process (GO): protein O-linked glycosylation via mannose
Cellular component (GO): endoplasmic reticulum; membrane
Molecular function (GO): dolichyl-phosphate-mannose-protein mannosyltransferase activity
Source: RefSeq, a predicted model, not a curated record